AUGUCAUCUACGGGUGACGCGUCUACCGAGGCGUCCUCGUCGGAGUAUGAUUCUCUAUCAGACUCAGAAUCCAUGAAGGAAGAGCCUGUCAACCCGAGUCCCGAGAGCCCCAAGCAGUUCCCAACGACGGGGUUCAAGAUUCUAGAUCCAGGCGUCAAGAUUGAAGAGGAGCGUUUCGCCUAUUACGAACCGAACCUCUUCUAUCCGGUUCACAUUGGUGAUGUACUGAACGACCGAUACCAAGUCAUCACAAAGCUUGGCUAUGGCUCCGUGUCUACAUUAUGGCUCGCAAAAGAUCUCAACGAGCAUCGAUAUGUGACGCUCAAGGUCUAUGUACAUGGCGAGUCCAGCGCCGAGUUCAACUGCUACUAUCACUUCCAGAGCGGCCUCGUGUGCGAGAAUCACCGCGGUCGACUCUCCAUCCGAAUCGCGGAAAGUCGUUUUCAGCUGGAGGGACCAGGAGGCACUCACGACGUCUUCGUCUUGCUGCCGCUGAGCCUCUGCGUGCGGGCGCUGCAGCUGCAGCUGCAGGACAGAAAGUUUAGAGAGGCGUUUGUGGUCAUCAUUGCUCGUGCAAUACUUGAAGCCCUCGACUACCUCCACACUCACGCGAAGGUGAUUCACGGCGAUGUUCACGGGGGCAAUAUUCUACUGAAAUUCAGCGACGACUCUGCCGUCUCGCUGUACGAACAGGUCGAGUUCAACAGCCCAUCGCCGAGAAAGAUUUACCCCGAUGGCCGUAUCAUCCACGUCACCCAGCAGAUUUACAACUCCAGGCCCUCUGCGGUUCUGUGCGACUUUAGCAGCGCUCGAAUCUGCCCGCUCGACCAGCCCCAGACAGGCAUGAUGCUCAUGCCCGAGCAGUAUCGACCGCCCGAGGUGAUUCUGGAGAUGGAAUUCAGCUACAAGAUUGACAUGUGGUGCCUUGCAAUCGCACUCUUCCGCAUGCUCACAAACCGCAGCGUCUUCCCCAUCUACUCGGACGACGACCCCCUCAGCGAGGCCCGGCACCUCGCCGCCAUGGUGUCGCUCAUGGGCCCGCCCCCGCUCAGCUUCUACCAGAAGAGCGAAAAAGCGCACCUCUACUGGGACGACAACUGCGAGUGGGUCGGCCCCGUCGACCUGUUCCCGCGCACCUACACCCUCGAGAGCAUGCUGCCCAGGCCCAUGCAGGGCGAGCCCGGAGCCCUGUUCCUGGACUUUAUGCGCCAGAUCCUCCGCUGGGAGCCAGACGACCGCCUCGACGCCGCCUCUGCUCUGAGGCACCCCUUUGCUCACCGCCUGUGCACGGCCGAGGGCCUCGUGCCCAUUCAAGACUGA
Molecule: messenger RNA, 1320 nt
Organism: Pyricularia pennisetigena
Lineage: Eukaryota; Fungi; Ascomycota; Sordariomycetes; Magnaporthales; Pyriculariaceae
Exons: 4
Coding region: 1-1320 (439 amino acids)
Biological process (GO): regulation of mRNA processing; protein phosphorylation; spliceosomal complex assembly
Molecular function (GO): ATP binding; protein kinase activity
Source: RefSeq, a predicted model, not a curated record